Pyricularia oryzae 70-15 is the source of this 3620-nucleotide messenger RNA. RefSeq names its product G2/mitotic-specific cyclin-B1. Bases 1468 to 2688 code for a protein of 406 amino acids. Gene Ontology annotation, molecular function: cyclin-dependent protein serine/threonine kinase regulator activity. The record is from RefSeq and is a predicted model, not a curated record. Gene Ontology annotation, cellular component: centrosome; cytoplasm; nucleus. Gene Ontology annotation, biological process: regulation of cyclin-dependent protein serine/threonine kinase activity; mitotic cell cycle phase transition. The transcript has 4 exons. NCBI's taxonomy places the organism in Eukaryota, Fungi, Ascomycota, Sordariomycetes, Magnaporthales, Pyriculariaceae.
GCUUGGCCAAACUGAUGGCACCCACCCGUCCUUCCUCGCCUGUCUGGCAAGCUGGGGGGCUUGUCUUAGCAGAGACCAGUUAAACCGGGGCCAAUCUCAUCCAGUCCCUUUUCCUCAUCCCAGUUGUCCUCCAACUCCUUGCUCCUGAUAACUUCCACAUCCUCCUUUCCUUUUUGCACUUCUUCCUUUUUUUCUCCCCUCCGUCGUCGUCCUCUCCUCCUCCGCCUCUUCCCCCCUUCUCCUCCAUCCGUAUCCAGUCAUCCCGAGUCGCCGACAGCUCUUUCCAGACGGUCGCUUUACUAGUGCGCUCGACACCCCUGGAGAAGAACCGAACGAACGGGAGGGAAUAAGGAGGAGACUUUCGCUCGCUGGCUUGGCAGUAGCAAGUGCAAGACCAGAAACUAAAAGAGACCCCGAACAUAUAGAUAUUACAACCAAAGGACCGUUCCUCUUAUCUUUUGCGAUUGGGGGACCUUGUUUUGAUAUCUAAUGUCAUCUUUUUUUGUUUCACUUUUGUGAGUUUGCCGCUGCCAAAAAGGGAAGCAGAAAUAAAAUACAAGAAAACGCCAACUGCCGGCGCCCUUCGCAACCCACCCACCAAACCCACACCAAAUCAUCCAACCUCUUUCAAUAAAACGGACGGUCGACAGCAUUCCGAACUGGCAUUCUUCGGUCUCGACAGACAGCCAGGAAUCUACCGAUCAUCUACCCUCAGCUUCAUUCUUCGUCAGCCUGUUUAUCCCUUUCUCCGUGGCGGAGAGGAUUUGCGGGUCCGUUCGACAAAUCUUUUCUACCUGUGCCUAGCUGGUGCUGAGUGCAAGGUCGAAGAGCUUCGCGGAGGAACCUCGAGGGGCUUUAAAGAAGCAAAACCCACCAAUCCGCAUCAGUUUCGCAUUGAUUCAGGUCAUUGUGAAGCUAUUGCAACUCUCUGAGCGUCGAUUGAGGUCCAUGCCGGCAACCUCCAUCCACAAUCUCGCUCAUCAGUCGAAACCUUUUCUCCGUGGGACACGUUAACUCGUAGCUCCCACCUUCAGGAAUUGGUUCAUCUCAUCCCGUCUCUUUGAGAUCACCGUGGCGGAAUUCACCCAUCUCGGUCCCUUCUCAUAAACUGGCCCAGAUUCCCGGCCAUUCUCCUACUUAGUUUUUCAUUCUGGAUUCUCGUUCUGUUUCCACUUGUCUCGGCGUCCAGCCACUGUCACUCUUUUACGUCAACCCUAUGCAACACGCUCCUUUAAUAAUCUAAUAAUCGACCUUCCUUACCCAAGGUCAACUAAUCACAGCUCACUCGACGGCAUCACAAAAGUCGAUACUACAAUUACCACGUUUAUCAAAACGGCACUCUUUUUACCGACAUCAACGUCACCACACUCAUUCGACUGGACAAUACCUGGGACUACCCGCAAGCUUCGAUCUCUACAACCCUGAGCGACUCUGAACCGAGUUACUCUUCAAACACUCACCUCAAUCAUGGCUUAUCACCACCACAGCAGGGCCGACGGCACCUUCUUUGUCGAGUCGGACGAUAUAGCAAUGUCACGGAUGAGUGCCAGGGAGGCUGCCAAGAUUCUUGCAAGGAACAGGAGGGAGGUCAUCGGGAAUGAGCUUUCGCGGCUGGCCGGCGAAGAGUACCUGGAGGAUAUCAUGCAACACAUGAGACACAUGGAAGACGAGACCCUCCCAGAUGCUAGCCUCAUCGACAUGCAAAGAGAGAUCCAAUGGUUUAUGCGUCCCUACCUCAUCGACUUCCUCGUCGAGGCCCACGCUGCCUUCCAACUGUUGCCCGAGACAUUGUUCCUCACUGUCAACCUCUUGGACCGUUACUGCUCUAAAAGGGUCGUGUACAAGCAACACUACCAGCUUGUUGGCUGCGCUGCUCUGCUGAUCGCUGCCAAGUAUGGCGACAAGAAGGACCGUGUUCCCCAGAUCAACGAGCUCAACAACAUGUGCUGUGGACUUUAUGAUGCUGGCAUGUUCACCCAGAUGGAGAUGCAUGUUCUCAACACUCUCGAUUGGACCGUUGGUCACCCGACCGUCGACUUCUUCGCCCAACUCAUUGUCGCGGAGGAGAGGGACGACAAGGAGGUUGAGUACAUGGCUGCCUACAUCAGCGAGAUCUCGCUCUACUACCGUGACUUUGUCUCGACCAAGCCAUCGACCAUGGCGAGGGCUUCGCUGGCCCUGGCAAGGGCUAUUCUUGGCAGGCAAGAGGUCAACGAUGGUGAAUGGGACCACGACCAGAACGCUACCCUCGUGACGCUUUCGCAACACGUCCACCAGCCCUCUGUCACCUUGUCCCGGAAGUACGCAUCGACGCACUAUCUGCAAGUGUCUAACAAGCUGUCGGACUUCUUGGCCCACCAGGCUGCCAUCAACCGGGCUGCUGCGUUGCCCGAGAACCCACUCACCCCGACAACCAACGAGUUGAUGGCUGCCAAAGCCAACAUUUACAGCACUCCUCAGAAGGGACUGGGCUCGGUCCCUGGUGUCGCCGAUGGUUACCUGACCCCGCCAAUCACUCCCGACGGACAGUACGGAGCUCCGAAUCCGCAUGGCUUACCUCCUCGGUGCCCAGUCACUCCCACGCCGCAGCAUCAGCAGCAACAACAUCAACAGCAACAACGCUACUACCCCAACUGCUACCAACCAACGCAACAACAGCAGACCUCAAACCACGGCUCGUACUUAUGAGGACGCGGGUGCAUCGAAGAUGGAAAAUGGUUGGUGGCCUGAUGGCGUGCCAUCCAAACUUUCGAACCCAUACGAUACCUCGAGCUAUACCUCGACACAAUACACCAAUAAAUCUUCUCUUUUUUAAUCUAUCUGGAUACAUCACAGAUGGGAUAUCUCGGUUGUCAAGAAAAAAAGAUUGCAUACCCCCUUCAAAGGCUUUUGUUGAUAUCACGGUACAAAAUUUCACAUCAGCGUCAUGGCAUCUAGCGUUUCGUUUUUCCUUUAUUUCCUUUAUCUGGUUUUCACAAACUUCUUUGUUCGAUUCAUGAUAAAAUUGUUUUUUAUUUCUUUUUCUGUCCCCGCAGCUUUCGGAUCUUUCUAUGGCCGGCCACGUCUGCUGCCUAUUUCAUUUUCCUACUUCUCUUGAUGUGGUGGAGAACUAUAAUACCCGCACCACUCAUCUUUACAUUCUCAUUUGAUCAAUGACUUCAUUUGGCCGGCAAAGAAGCUCAACAACUUUUUUUUUUUUUUGCCAUAUCCAGCAGUGGUGGGCUCACAAAAGUGAGCAACCCUCUGCAUAAAAAUUUCUUUAUUGCGAAUAUCAAAACAGGAGGAGAAAGAUCAAGAAAAAACAUCCCGAGGAUCGGGGGGAAGCAAGGGAGUCCACCAUCCUAUCCUAUCCGUUGAACCGAAAGGACGCUCGAAAGAGGGAGCAAAGUCCUAGAGGAAAGGGCAAGCUGACAAUGGGAGCGUGACUUGGGAUUAGCAUUAGAGUCGACUUAGCGAUACCUGGAGCGGGUCGCAAGCGACAGUCGAAACCAAGCACGGCUCAAAGAUAGCCCCUACAACCCGACACCCUCUUGGAACUUGUCAGUCAACCAAUGAGGCAUAUAAGAUUUGUAAAUAAUUGGGACCACAAACAUGCAUCAAAUACACAAACAUUGCCUCAA